Molecule: messenger RNA, 2409 nt
Organism: Branchiostoma floridae (Florida lancelet)
Lineage: Eukaryota; Metazoa; Chordata; Leptocardii; Amphioxiformes; Branchiostomatidae
Product: polycomb protein EED-like
Exons: 13
Coding region: 66-1421 (451 amino acids)
Biological process (GO): negative regulation of transcription by RNA polymerase II
Cellular component (GO): ESC/E(Z) complex
Molecular function (GO): nucleosome binding; protein binding
Source: RefSeq, a predicted model, not a curated record
UUUCACGGUGGCAUUUUACGACACACGUGUGUGUGUUGACGAACGGCCCAUUUUGCGACACCAUCAUGGAGGAUUCAGAAUCUCCCGCCACGAAAAAGCCGAAGCUUUCCGAGCAAAGCGAGGGGAAGAGCGACGUUUUAGAGGACGAAAGUGUCAAGAAUGACAGCGACUGGGAGGAGUCCUGCAGUACCACCAGCACCCCCACGGUGGACGACAACAUCUCCCGCUCAGACACACCCACCAACGUCUUCAGGAAGGGCAGGGGCAAGAACAGGAAGGCCAAGAAAGCCAAGCUGGCCUACAAGUGCACAAACUAUGUCAAGGAGGACCAUGGCCAGCCCCUGUUUGGUGUGCAGAUUUGUCCCUUCUACUACAAGGAGAGUCAGGCCAUCAUAUUUGCCACUGUGGGGAGCAACAGGGUGACCAUCUACGAAUGCCAUAAGGAGGGAAAGAUCAAGCUGCUACAGUCGUACUGUGAUGCUAACAUGGAGGAGAACUUCUACACCUGUGCGUGGACGUACGACGAGGUGGCGCGGCAGCCGUUGAUCGCCGUCGCCGGGCUCAGGGGUGUCAUCCGCAUCAUCAGCCCUGUCAGCAUGCAGUGUAUCAAGUUCCUGACAUAUACCUACUGCCUUCAGCAUGUCAAGCACUACACUGGGCAUGGCCACUCGGUAAAUGAGCUGAAGUUUCAUCCGUCAAAACCCAGCAUCAUGCUAUCUGUUAGCAAAGACCAUUCCCUCAGGUUGUGGAACAUCCAGACUGACACCCUUGUUGCCAUAUUUGGAGGUGUGGAAGGCCACAGAGACGAGGUUCUCAGUGCUGACUUUAACGCAGAGGGAACACGGGUCGUGUCUUGCGGAAUGGACCACUCCUUAAAGAUCUGGAAUAUUAACAAAGAAGAUAUCAACAAAGCGAUUCAGGACUCCUACGCAUACAACGCCUCCAAAAAUGACAAGCCUUUUAAGACAACGAAAAUCCACUACCCAGAGUUCUCCACUCGAGACAUUCACCGCAACUAUGUCGACUGUGUGAGAUGGCUCGGGGACCUGGUUUUGUCUAAGUCGUGCGAGAACUGCAUCGUGUGCUGGAAGCCUGGAACCAUCUUCAACCGUCUGGAGGACAUCACCCCCUCCAUCAGCAAUGUGACGGUCCUGCACAAGUUCCAGUACCACCAGUGUGACAUCUGGUACAUGCGCUUCAGCAUAGACUACUGGCAGAAGGUGCUAGCAUUGGGUAACCAGGUGGGAAGGCUGUUUGUGUGGGACCUAGGAGUGGAGGAUCCAGUCAAGGCCAGGUUGAGCACUUUGACCCACCCCAAGUGCACGUCCGCGAUCCGCCAGACCAGCAUGACGCGGGACGGAAACCUGCUCAUCAGCGUUUGCGAUGACGGAACCUUGUGGAGAUGGGACAGAACAAAAUGAAAAUGUCUCAGUUUUUACCUUGAUUGUAGGCAAACUGUAUAAACAGCAAUGGUGCUUGAUUUGGGUGGGCGGGUUUUAUACUUCGUAGUUUCAACCAAGGAGGUUAAUCUUGCUUCAACAGACUAUCCUAGCUGUCCAUCAAAUUUGCAGUUCAACCAAUGAGUGACCACAUGUUGGUCAAAUCCAGGUUAACUGUAGGUUUCUUUUUAUAAAAUGAUGGAGUAAUUUGAGCCAACCAUUCAUACAGGUUGUAAAAUGGAAGCUACAGCUUUGCAAUAAGAUGUUUAUACCUGGACAGAAGCUGUCUCCUUGAAGUACAAGAUUCAUUAUCCAUUCUUAGUAUUACAUGUACAUGUAUACCACAUCCUACCCUAACUUGUUGGCCAUACAUGUACAUGUUUAUCAUAAAUCAGUUGUGGAAUAGGUAUAAAGUCUCAAGUCUAUUGUAUAUUCUUCAGUUUUUUCUCAUUGGUCAGCAACAGUGCAUUUUUAAAGGCUAUCACUACAAACUAAAGGGUCCUCAUCACCUGACAAAUAACACAAACAAAGAAGUUUUUUAUGCGUAACAUUUCUCAGACCAACAUGUCCUUCAAUAUGUAUAUCUAGGAUCACUAAAGAAAUUCUUCAAGUCUACAGAGUAGUCUCCGUUAUUUUAUGUUACCAUAAACUCAUAAGUUUGUUUUAAGGAAAAGCAAUGAUAUUGUAACUUUAGAGAAAGAUCUGGAUUCAGGUCCAGAAUGUAUUAAAGAAUUCGAAGCAUUGAAAUCUUGUACUACUCAGUCCCUCAAAUCAAUUUUUUGUUGGAGCAAGUAAAGGAACCUUGGCAGUGAAUUCUGGGUACCCUAUAAUUAUGCACUUUGCUUCACUAUUUUAUAGGCCCAACAAACAGGAACUCUAUGUAAAAUUGGGAUGGAUACCAACUAUCUAUGUGAUUUCAACAGAAAUGCCAGUCUGAAUUACAUAAAUCCAUGCAGUAAGUCUAGGACCA